Messenger RNA from Pseudomassariella vexata, 4407 nucleotides. RefSeq lists its product as uncharacterized. Gene Ontology annotation, molecular function: protein binding. The coding region runs from base 1 to 3966 and encodes 1321 amino acids. The record is from RefSeq and is a predicted model, not a curated record. Gene Ontology annotation, biological process: positive regulation of TOR signaling. NCBI's taxonomy places the organism in Eukaryota, Fungi, Ascomycota, Sordariomycetes, Amphisphaeriales, Pseudomassariaceae. The transcript is spliced from 2 exons.
AUGUAUAACCAGGGCAAGAUCAUGAGGAGGCUGCUGGGCCGAUCCAAUGAGUCCAACGAUACGAACCUCGGCGUCACGAGCUCGCCCAUCUCGCAGUCCUAUCGACCCAAUGCAUCGCAGGAUGCUAUACAUCACACGGGUGUGCCCAUUUCAUGCAUAGACAGGUCAAGCGACGGUCAAUAUGCUGUGAUUGGCGGCCGACAUAUCCUCAAGACGGUCAAGUUCGAUGGGUUGAAUAUCAAGGAAAAGGACGGAAUCGAUAUCCGCGCAAUCAUCACUGCCCAGCAAAUAAACCAGCCGAAUUCUGCCUCAAGUACAUCAGAUCAAUUGUCCAUCAAGGACGUCAAAUGGGCCACCAACGAAAGUGGAAAGUCCACCAUCUUCACUGCUUGUGCCAACGGCAAGAUAUUCCAGUACGAUGUCAGCCGCCUGGGAUCAGCAUCCGCUGGGGGAAACGGGCUAGAGUUCAUUCAGAUGCGCGAGGACUCGCGCCAAGUCAACAAGCUCGAUAUCAAUCCCCACAAGAACACUCUGCUCCUGUCCGGCAGUCAAGACGGAAUAGUUCGUGUCUUUGACAUUAGGGCGCCUGUGCCUAACCAGACUGGCCGGUCAACCUUUCGCAACAUACAGGCCUAUAGAUGCAACGCCGAGGGUGUACGAGAUGUCAAGUGGUCACCCAAGGAAGGUGUGAUAUUUGCUUGCGCCACUGAAUCUGGCGCAAUCCUCAAAUGGGAUAUCCGGACCCCCAAGGCACCUCUGCUGAGGAUAAAUGCUCACGAUGCACAGAAAGGAGCUUCUUCCAUCUCCUGGCAUCCAGACGGAGAUCACUUGAUCAGUGGCGGACUUGACAGUAAAUGCCAUGUCUGGGACAUGUCCAAAAAUGCCGACAAGAAGCAAAAGCCAAAGUGGACCAUCUCGACUCCAGCACCAGUCACAGUUGUGUCCUGGCGCCCGGGACUGUGGUCUGCUACGGCCCAGGGUAAACGUGCUGCUCAAGUCGCCGUGUCAUAUGAAGAUGGCUCCACUCGUAAGCAAUAUGGUAUCAACUCGGUGCACAUAUGGGAUCUGGCCCGGCCAACGAUGCCAUUCAAAGAGAUUGACCGAUUCGAUAGCUCGCCUAAUGCGCUGCUGUGGCAUGACCAGGAUCUCUUGUGGACUGGUGGCUCAGAUGGGCUUUUCACCCAAUGUGAUGUUGCCUUUGCCCCCAAAGUCAUCGACCGGCAGUCAUCAUCAAGCCUUGACUUUUCUCCACGUGGUGACGUGCUCAUGUUUCUCGAAGAGCGGCCACCGCCGCCACGACCAAGACCAACAAUAGUUGCCCCAGAACUGGCGCCAACUUCAUCCCAUAGCUCCAAUUCAACGACGCAGAUGUUAAGCAUCAGCCGCAGUGACUCAGAAGACGAUGUUGUCGGAAGCUUCUUAGGUCCUAGGCGACGUGCUGGGAGGCGACGGCGACCGAGCACCCGUGCGUCACACACAUUCAGUACUACACCGCCGUCCGGUCAUGGCAUGGAAGAAUCCGUACUAUCACUCGAACAAGCGAUAAGUGUCACUGGCACCUUCAAACCGCAGCAGGUGAUGGCUAUUGGCCAUGUUCCUGCUGCAGCCAAGGCAAAUGUAUACCACUUUCUCUCUGUUCAAUACCUGGAAACUCUGGAAAAGGAGCUUCCACUCGGCGCAGGCGCGAAGCCCUUGAAUGAAAGAAUUGCAGGCAUCAUGGAGCACUAUGCCAGGUCUGCAGAGAUCGUCAGUCAAUAUCGGCUGGCUCAGACUUGGCGUAUCCUCUCUUACGCCAUGAAUCUGCUUCUUGCUAGAAGAGCCCAAUAUCACCUCGAGCUACGGACGAAUCGAAGGAAAAAUCCCAAGUCGCCCGUUUGGAAGAACCAAGGUAACUCGGCAAAUCUUUUGGGAAUGGAACGCUUCGGGCAGUCACAACGAGGCGAGCAAGGGACACCUAGGAAACCUGCCUCGAUUAUUUCAGUAGAAAGUCGCCUAACUCCUGCGAGAUCCCUUUUGGCCGAGGAGUUUGAUACCGAGUCAAAUCUACCCACACCUCUGGCACGCCCGGUGGAGGAUGCCGGCAAAUCACUUGCGCCGGUUCAAGAGAUAGCCAGCUUUGCACUGCCCCCAGCUGUCCAUCAGGAACGGCCGUGUCUCCGGCCAAGGCUUGAUUCCGCGCCCCUUUCUGUCAUGAGUCAAGAUAGCCAGAUUUCUAGUACAGACGGUUAUGACUUCUAUGAUCUCUUAGCGGUCGAUGCGCUCCCAAUGGCCAUUGAGGUACCCAAAAAGAAAGAACCCUUCUCUCUGGCUUAUGUAGGACCGCGGACACCAAGUAAAGCGGUUAUGGCUCGGCAUGAUUCGGAUGAGAGCUUUGUGCAGAUGUUCUCCCUUUCUGAUGGCACUCGGUUCGUCUCCAACGGGAGUCAGCCAACGACCGACACUACUGGCUCAUUUGCCAGUCAAAGUCAAGCUAUACGCCAUAAUAGUGUGCGCGUGAGCACCAGUGGAACUUCAGAAGAUGAAUUUGGAAGCCGCGUUAGGGGUUAUCAGAUCCAAGAAACGCCACAGGGGAGACGGCAACACAUGCCUCAGGUUCCUGAAGGGGAAGACACGGAGAGUUUAGAGGAGAUCUUCAUGAUAUCUCAGACUACUGCCGACACCGGUGACAGUGAGUACUCGCAAGAGAAUUCUCAGGAACCGUCCCACGACUACUCACCAAAACAUGUAACACACGCUAGACCCCUUCUUGAAGUUACUCGUGCUCCUUCAUCACGCAAGACUUCGAAUGAGCGUAUCGCCUUGGGACACCCGGAGGAAGAGACGUCACCCGAGAUUACAGAAACGGAUUUCAUGCCAUGGCCCGACGAUCCUCCUUAUCCACAUCCCCUCUCAUCAGAGAUGGAUGCGAAAGUUAGUACACCGCCGUCUAAACCGUACAAUCUUUUAUUACGAGCCAUAGAGUUCGAGACGAAGCGUUCAUCCCUUAAUGCUUCAGCUAUGAUCCUUCUCCUGAAGCCGUUACUCCCCGACGACAUGAUCGAUACUCUUCAGGCUGCCGCCGUCCUGCGACAGUAUCAUAACCGUCUGAUGGGUCAGAAGUUCUUCAUUGAAGCCGCGCUGCUUCGAAACUUAUGUGUUCGAGACUGGCCGGAGGGCAUUGAUAUUUGGGGUGAGAAUUACACGUCGGUUUUCACCCAGGCACAAGAACGCGUGUCAGUUGGUUUCACGUGUCCACAAUGCAAGAACCCACGCGAGGUCGAUCGCUCAAAGGCAGAUGGCCUUGGCGUCUGGCAGUGUGAGCGCUGUCGCUACAUCAUGGCGCCUUGUGCUAUAUGCAAGCAUCGCGACGCAACCCCAGCCUCGCUACCGUCCGUCCCUGUUGCGGAUGGGAUUGCUAGAGCAUCGUCUCAAAGUGAACCCAUCUUGUCAUCAUGGUGGUAUUGCCCCGGAUGCUCCCAUGGUGGACACGCGACGUGUCUACAAGGCUGGCAUGCGCCUAUCGCACCUAGCAGGUCGAAUAGCGGUUCAUCAGUCGGGGGUUCUCCAACUGUGCACGACGGGCAGUUCCCCGACACGUACAGCGAUGGGUGCUGUCCCCUUGAUGGAUGUGGCCACGCUUGCCUCCCGGGUAAGUGGCGGGACGAGACCAACACUGCACGCACGGAGGAGUUGGGUCGAGCUGUCCGAGAACAGACGCGAGUAUCUAUUUCUUCUUUCAAGGCAAACGAACGGGUUAUCAGCAACUUAGACGGCUCCACGGCUUCGGGGUCGGCCCCGCUGAUCAUCGGGGGCGUGAAGAGUGAUGCACUUGAAGUUCCUCAAAGUGGAGCUGUCGAAUGGGUUAGAGAAGCACUGGCUAAUCCGAAAGGGACGGGCAGUGGCACCGAAGGCGGUAAAAUAGAGAAAACGGAACGAGAGCGCAGGAAGAGCGUCAAAUUCGCUGGGGCUACUGAGGAGAGGCGUUAGAGACGGCCGCGCCCUGCAGUAGACAUUAGCAGCGACACACAGUCAGGCUCAUCUUCGUUGACCUCAGAUGGCAUGAAGAAGUCAUCGAGAGGUCAGCGGAAGCGUGUCAGGUUUUCGGAAGAGACCGAAAGGGGCGCAGAGGAGCCGAGACGUUAGAUGCGAUGGUUUUCCCCCUCAUGGGACUGGUCUUCGAGCCUGUCUUCACGCUCUUCACGAGGUUCUGCUUAGAUAAGAUGUCCUUUCUUUGACAUGGGCGCUCAACACGACUCAUGAUGGCCUCUACCGAAGGCGGUUUUAGGUUGCUGUGGUGUUGAUAAGGGGACGGCCGACAGCGGAGCUCUACCCCACAGCGGCGAGUUGGGCUGGCUUAGCCGGGGUUCGGCUUAUCGGCCAUAGCUCCACAAGGCUAGAGAGGGUUUCCGAAUGACUGCAUAUCCGAUG